UGUGUUAUUGGAGCCUCGGCCCUUACGGGGCAUUUGGGGGACUCAGUUUUGCGUGUUUUCUCUGUGCUAACAGACAAACAACAACGCACCGCCAGCUACAAGUGACGCAGUGAACCAAAAACCUACUAAAAAAAAAAAAAACAAAAGAAUUAAAAGCUGCGAAGUGGCCCGAAUAGCACACAUCAAGUAAUUCCCUUGAUUUGCAGCAAUUGUGGGCGUACAGCGCCAACGCUUUGUGUGUGUGUUCGUUUCUCUUUAGUUCCAGCAGCUGGUAGCUGUCAUGAGAAAUAGCAGAGAUCAGGAAACUGCGCCAAUUGCUGCGCCGCGCAAUGGCAGCGCUUCGAACAUGUUUCGUAGCUUUGGCUCGCUCUUUGGUAGCAGCGCCGGCUCAGAGAUUGCACGUCCAAUGACGCCUCAAUCAAGCGAUGGCUACGUGGAGUUUGGUAUGCAAGAUCCGGAGCGCAGCGGACGUACACUGGGCACAUUUGCGGGCGUCUUUAGCCCUGUGGCCCUGUCCAUGUUCAGUGCAUUGGUCUUCAUACGUGUGGGUUACAUUGUGGGUAAUGCGGGCUUGUAUGUAACGCUGCUGCAGUUCCUCAUAGCGUACGCAAUUUUACUAUUUACGGUGGCCUCUGUUUGUGCCAUAUCCACAAAUGGAGCUGUUGAGGGUGGCGGCGUCUACUUCAUGAUUAGUCGCACUCUGGGUCUUGAGUUUGGCGGCUCUAUUGGCACACUGUUCUUCUUUGCGAAUGUGGUUGGCUGCGCCAUGGCGAUAUCCGGCUGCACGGAGGGCGUCAUCGAUAACUUCGGACCCGGCGGCCGUUUUGUCAGCGAUUCUGGUGCCCAUCUGCCCGAUGGGAAGUGGUGGCGCUUCCUUGUUAGCAGCGGUAUCAACACAAGCAUGCUGCUCGUCUGUCUAGUGGGCGCCGCUCUCUUUGCCAAAACAUCGGUGCUUAUUUUGGGCACGGUGACCGUUUGCCUGUUUGCCACAUAUAUCAGCUUUUUGACCGUGGGCGCCACCAACGAUACGAUUCCUGUGCCGGUAGUGAAUACGCUUAUGAAUGCUACGGCCUUUUUGCCGUAUACGGGUCUCAGUAGCAAGACCUUGAGCGAUAAUUUGGGCUCACAUUAUGGCACGGAUUAUACGUCGAACUACAAGAAUGUGGAUUUCUCAACAACGUUUGGUGUGCUCUUCUCUGGCGUUACGGGCAUUAUGGCCGGUGCGAACAUGUCUGGGGAGCUAAAGAAUCCCUCGAAAAGCAUACCAUGGGGCACACUGUCUGCCGUUUGCUUUACAUUCGUCUCGUAUAUCAUACUCUCGUUCCUGAUGAGCUGCACCACGCCGGCUGUGACCAUGCAGAACAACUAUCUGUUCCUGAUGCCCGUCAAUCUGUGGCCUCCAUUCACAGCCAUUGGCAUUCUGACUGCUACCUUCUCGACGGGACUGAGCAAUUUGAUUGGCUCCAGUCGCAUUUUGGAGGCGCUCAGCAAGGAUCAGGUCUUUGGCUCGUUGUUGAACUUUGUGCUCCGUGGCACCUGGAAGGGCAAUCCCAUCUGUGCUGUUGUUAUCAGUUGGGUGCUGGUCGAGUGCAUCCUUUUGAUUGGCUCGUUCAAUAUUAUUGCUCAGAUUAACUCGGUGCUGUUUAUGCUAUCUUAUUUGGCCACGAAUCUGGCCUGUUUGGGUAUUGAAUUGACCGGUGCUCCCAAUUUUCGACCACUCUUCAAAUACUUUACCUGGCACACCUGUCUCGUUGGUCUGCUGGGUACAUUGAUUAUGAUGUUUGUCAUCAAUCCAAUUUAUGCCUCGUCCUGCAUCAUUUUGUGUUUGAUCCUGGUCAUAGCACUGCAUCUCUUCUCUCCAGCCACGCAGGCGGCACAGUGGGGCUCCAUCUCCCAGGCGCUGAUGUUCCAUCAGGUUCGCAAAUAUUUGCUUAUGCUGGAUCCACGCAAAGAUCACGUCAAGUUCUGGCGUCCACAAAUUUUACUCUUGGUCUCCUCACCGCGCUCGUGCUGUCCUCUUGUGGACUUUGUUAAUGAUCUAAAGAAGAGCGGUCUCUACAUCAUUGGCCACGUCAAGAUUGGCGAUUGUAAUGGCGUUGAAGAUGCAGUCGAGAACCAGCAAUGGUGGUCCUUCCUGGAUCAUAUGCGUGUCAAGGCGUUCACCGAGGUGACCAUCAGUCGCAGCAUCCGCGAAGGCGUUCAGCAUCUAAUACGUCUGUCCGGCAUUGGUGCCAUGAAACCAAAUACCAUUAUUUUGGGCUUCUAUGAUAAUGAGGCACCAAAGGAUUUCUUUCAAAAUGGCACUUCCCCAUAUAAAACGGAUGCCUUUAAUGAGGGUGACGCACUCAGUUUUCCCAUACGACGUGAUGGUGAGCCAAAACAAUUUGAGGUGCAGGAAUAUGUGCAAAUUCUUUGCGAUACGCUGCGCAUGAAGAAGAAUCUGUGCUUGUGUCGCAACUUCCAGCGUCUGGACAAGAACUUCAUAACUAUAAGCAAACACGUUAAGUAUAUAGAUGUGUGGCCUAUUAAUGUAUUCAAUCCCACAUCGGGCGAUCCCUUUGACAUGGUCUCGCUGUUCAUGAUGCAAUUGGCUGUUAUCAUGUUGGCCAAAUGGAAGCAUCUGCGUGUGCGCAUCUUUCUAUGCGAAACAAACGAGGAGAGAACUGUGGGUACCUUUGAUACACAAGCACCGCAAAUGGAUGUAUUUUCUAAGCUGAAACUGGAACAAUCCCUGAAGGAGCUUCGUAUUAAUGCGGACAUAAUAGAGAUACAGGAAUGGAGCAGGAACACAGACUUCACUCGUCAUGCGCGCAUUCUCAGGCAAUUUACAGCGCAAGCAGAUGAGGCACUGCUGGACGAUGGUGAUGAGAUCGCUGAGGAUAAGUUUAAUCAUUCGCUACUGUACAUGCAGCGUGUGAAUCAAAUAAUACGUGAUCGUUCCGAUCAGACGGCCUUAUCAUUCGUUUAUUUGGCUGCACCACCUAAGCCCUCAUUGACGGACUUUAACGACCGCAGUGCCAGCUACAUAGAGCUACUCUCCGAGCUAACAGCCGAGCUGCCGCCUACCAUUUUAGUGCAUGGCGUCAGUACGGUGACCUCGACUACGCUGUAAGCUAUGUAAACCCAGACACCUACAACUCUUUCUUCGAUUCGCUCGUGCGGGAGAUUGCAGGCGCACAGUGAUAUCAAAUACAUUGCAUAUGCGGCACAUACACAUAAUGAACUUUAACAAGCCGCACAUUAAUACUGGAUCAAUCCAAUUUCAUAAUACGAUCGCUCUCUUUUAAAUUUGUAAGCCCCUGGGGCUUAAUGCUAUAAUUAAUCAUAUGAGUAUUUGUUUUUGUGUUGUGUGUAGGCUGAAAGCUAAUGAAAACUAUAUAUAUAUAAAAAUUUAUAUUUGUAUGAACAUAACGUAUAAUCAUGUAUUCAUGUUUGAUUUUAUCUUAUUUUAUACAACCACAAGAACCACUCUAAUAUCAUCGAUACACUUUGUACUAAUUAUCAUAUCAGCAAAUUCUCUAUUUAACACCUAUUUUUAUACGAAUAUAUAAUAAUAUUUAACACACAAGUGCGGACCAUUUAAAGACAAACAAAAAUAUGUAUAUAUAUAUGUGUCCGUUUUGUGCUCUGUACGAUAUUAACGAUUUUGUGAUUCGAGAACCCGCUCUCUCUAUUAUAGCAAAAAGUAUUAUAACAAAAAACUUUUAGUUUCACAAAGAAACCCUAUUAAACUAUUCAUUCGUUUUAGUAAAUAAUUUUCCACAUAUUUAUGGCGUCUCACAGCGAACCAUUCACAAUUAACUGUUUCGAAAUUUUAAGCUAGACAUAUUUUAAAUUAUACGUAUAAAUAUAUUUUUCUGUUUGAGCAGUUAAUCGUGAUUGUGGCUGUGAGUAACCCGCAUAUACAAACAUUUCAUUUAUAAUUAUACUGGAAAUGUAUUCAGUUCUUUCCAAUAAUAAAUUAAACAUAACGAUAUGUCUUAAUGUAAAUGUUUGAAUACUUGAUUAGUGUUGGAGUUAUUGCAGUUG
Messenger RNA from Drosophila hydei, 4029 nucleotides. RefSeq names its product solute carrier family 12 member 9. Gene Ontology annotation, molecular function: potassium:chloride symporter activity. The record is from RefSeq and is a predicted model, not a curated record. NCBI's taxonomy places the organism in Eukaryota, Metazoa, Arthropoda, Insecta, Diptera, Drosophilidae. The transcript has 8 exons. Gene Ontology annotation, cellular component: membrane. Gene Ontology annotation, biological process: chloride transmembrane transport; potassium ion homeostasis; cell volume homeostasis. The coding region runs from base 281 to 3112 and encodes 943 amino acids.